UACCGCAUCUCUAUCAAUUUUGACAUCGACUUAACUUGGGAGUACAUGUCUACAUGAGAUGCUAUACGGGCGAAUACAACUUUAAUAUACCUUGACAUUGGAAAUUAUACUUUAAUGUGCCGAAUAUGCGUUCAUAGGCUUCACGCAAUACCAAAUAAUGAGUGAGGAUAUCCAUUCAGUAAUAUAUCUGAAAAUGAAUCUGAUUAUUCGUAUGUUUAUACUUUUCAUCGCUUCACCGGUCGAUUCAACUGAUAACAUCGACGUUUGCCCAACUUUUUGCGACUGCACCAAAUGGGACAGUACGAAAACAGUGUCAUGCUUCGAAAUUGACGUCCUACCUGCAUUCCAUCCCAGCACUAAAGAGUUGUGGCUUGUGGAGACAAGACUGACCUCCAUAUCUCAGGAUGCCUUCGCCAACUUGAUCAACAUCUCUCACAUUUACAUCUCAGAUGAUGAAAGUCUGAGGAGUCUGGAGAGACAUUCCUUUCACAAGCUGCCCAAGGCUAUUCACAUAGAAAUAAGGAGUAUCAGGAGCCUGUCUUACAUUGACCCAGAGGCAUUCAAGGACCUCACAAACUUAAAGUACCUGGGUAUCUUCAACACCGGCCUGCCAUCCUUCCCUGCUCUGGGACAGAUCCGUUCCAGCCAGGACGACUUCAUCUUGGAAAUUGUGGAUAACCUCUUCAUCAGAGAUAUUCCUGCCAACUCAUUCAAUGGGAUCUCAGAGAAUGAAAUCACCCUGAUGUUGAACAGCAACGGUCUGACGGACAUCCAUCCCUAUGCCUUCAAUGGAACCAGACUGGAGGAAGUGUACCUCUAUAGAAAUGUGGAUCUGGUGCGGUUAGACGAGAAGACAUUUUCUGGCGUGAUCAGCGGGCCAACUCUUCUAGACAUUUCCGAAUCAAGGGUGAACUCCUUACCCACAAUGGGUCUGGAGGCUGUUCAGAAACUGAAAGCUAAAAACACUUGGGCCCUCAAGAAACUACCCCCCCUGAGGGCCUUCCAGCAUCUGCAGAGUGCUGAGCUCACCUACCCCAGUCACUGCUGUGGACUGAGCAAAGUGAAGAGGAGGAGAGGACACGUGGAGUCCGUCAUUUGCAACCUGACCAGCUCUACAAGACGACAGCGAUCAACUAGGCCCUCUGGAAACCCCUCUGAGGCCUACGAGAGGCAGCACCCCGAACACCCUCAUCCCACCAGCAGCAACCCCUCCCUCCGAGACAGCCAGCACCAUCAUCCCACCAGAAGCAGCCCCUCCCACCGAGACACCCAGCACCUCCAUCCCACCAGCAGCAACCUCUCCCCCCGAGACCCCCAGCACCAUCAUCCCACCAGAAGUAGCCCCUCCCCCCGAGAUCCCCAGCACCAUCAUCCCACCAGCAGCAGCCCCUCCCCCCGAGACCCCCAGCACCUCCAUCCCACCAGCAGCAGUCCCUACCCCUACGACUACCAGUACUACUACGAUAACUACAGCUGUCCCCCCUCCGGUAAGUGCUUCUACAUAGUGUUCCCUACGGAGGGCCCAGACGAAGGCUUUGACUACACCGUGUGCGAUGAUGACAGGGAGGACCAGGGGGUCCCCUGCACCCCUCUGCCCGAUGCCUUCAACCCCUGUGAGGACGUGAUGAGCCUGGGCUUCCUGCGGGUGUCUGUUUGGCUGGUUAGCUUGCUAGCCGUUCUGGCUAACCUCUUGGUCCUGUUCAUCCUGCUGACCAGCCACUACAAACUGACCAUCACCCGCUUCCUCCUGUGCAACCUGGCCAUGGCAGAUCUCUUCAUGGGCGUGUACCUCUUGCUCAUCGCGUCUGUGGACCUCUACACGCGCUCCCAGUACCACCACUACGCCAUUGACUGGCAGACUGGUGCCGGAUGCCAACUGGCUGGGGUGCUCACAGUGUUCGCCAGCGAGCUGUCAGUCUACACGCUGACCGCCAUUACUCUUCAGCGCUGGCACGCCAUCACCUUCGCCAUGAGGCCCGAGAAGAAAGUGCGACUACGCCACAUAGUGGUGCUAAUGCUAGCCGGAUGGCUGCUGUGCCUGGUGUUAGCUGUGCUACCGCUAGCUGGCGUUAGCAGCUACCAGAGGGUUAGCAUCUGCUUGCCCAUGGACACAAACUCAACCGCGGCCAUGGUCUACGUGGUCACCCUGCUAAUGCUGAACGUGCUCGCAUUCGUGUUGGUGAGCGUGUGCUACGUACACAUCUACUGCAUGGUGCACAACCCACAGCACCCGUCGAGUCGAGGGGACGCCAGCAUGGCCAAACGCAUGGCCGUGCUUAUCUUCACCAAUUUCCUGUGUCUGGCACCCAUCUCCUUCUAUGGCCUGUCUGCUGCGCUGCACCACCCACUCAUCACUGUCACCGACUCCAAGGUGCUGCUGGUGCUAUUUUACCCUUUGAACUCGUGUGCCAACCCCUUCCUGUACGGUAUCCUGACGCGAGCCUUCCACGGGGACGUUCUGAUUCUGCUGAGCCGCUUGGGGCUGUGUCAACGUCAGGCCCAGCUCUUCCGAGGAGCGCAGUCCGACGUGGGCAGCCCCGCUGGGGGCAAGAUGCGCCAAGGGGUUCCCUGUCUUGGUGCCCACAUACCCCAGAUCCUGGAGCUCCGCAAGAGGCAGAGACCGUAAAGACACCAAGGAGCAGGUCAUCGAACUGCAGGGUCCCAACGUGAUGCCAAGCACCAGGGAGAAUUACAACCACCAGCUGAGAGGCUGGAUUUUGUUGGUUCUCCAGUUGAAUGCUGGUUCCCGUACCUUUCAGACAGACCAAACCAUGUUUCAGGUCCCAAUUAAGGGCUGGAUUCAAUCCAUAUUGCGGAAGUAUCAAGGAAGGUCUGCUAUCAAAUGUAAAGGUCAUUUUUGUAUGAGCCGACAUAUGCAGCGUUUAUAGUGAAUGCAGUCUCUGUGAACGCGGGAACGUUGCCUUUAAAUUUCAAUGUUUAUCUUCCGCAAUACGGAUUGAAUUGAGCCCUUAGUCUUGAUCCGUGAUCCAAGCUUGACUGGUCAUGAUGACCAACCAGGAAUUGGACAUGGAAUGGAAAUGCCCCAACUAGAGGUGUGUAGUAGAGAACCAACUAGAGGUGUGUAGUAGAGACCCAACUAGAGGUGUGUAGUAGAGAACCAACUAGUGGUGUGUAGUAGAGAAUCAGAGUGUAUCCUUGGACUGUCUGAGUGUGUUAGAUAUUGUGUUUUUGCAGGGGCUUUACGGGGGCUCUUUUAACACGUGGAAUUUGAAUUGUGUGCCCUCAUAAUUUACAUGGAUGAAAUUGACAGCAACGCUAUAUGCUUCUGUUGGGCUGAACCUGCAGAGUCUGUGUAUGCGCUUUAGAACUUUUUAAUUAUAGCCUAUGCCCAGGCUUUUUUCCCGGUUUUGUUUUACAAUUUUUGACAUGUUAAAUAUUGGCCACUAUCGGGAGCCACCCUCAGUAAUACCCACAUACAUUUAUAACGGUCACUUUACAUUUACAUUUACAUUUAAGUCAUUUAGCAGACGCUCUUAUCAAGAGUGACUUACAGUUAGUGCAUUCAUCUUAAGAUAGCUAGGUGGGACAACCACAUACAUAUCACAGGCAUAGGAAUUACAUUUUUACUCAAUAACGUAGCUGUCAGUAGAGUCAGAGCUAGAAGGUCUUGUAGUGGAUAUGAGCUUCGACUGGAAGCCAGUGAAGUGUGCGGAGGAGCAGGGUGACAUGAGAGAACUUGAGAAAGUUGAAAACCAGGGGUUUGAUGGCACAAGCAGGGAUCCAGCCAAAAGUGAGUUGCAGUAGUCCAGACGGGAUAUGACAAGUGCCUGGAUUAGGACCUGCGCCACUUCCUGUCUGAGGUAGGGUCGUACUCUACGGAUGUUGUAGAGCAUGAACCUGCAGGAGUGAGUCACUGCUUUGAUGUUUUACAGAGAACGACACGGUGUUGUCCAGGGUCAGGCCAAGGUUCUUUGCACUCUGGGAGGGUGACACUGGAGUUGUCUACCGGGAUGGAGAGGUCUUCUUCAAUUUGUACCUUACAUUUAGCAUCAUUCCUUUAACCUUUCUUUCCUCUGUCACGUCCGUGUCGUUGUUCCUGAGGGUCACUAGCAUUAGUGGAUUAUAUUAGGCUAACGUUGUGUAGUAAUUUAGGACACGUAGCCCAUUUUGGAUCAGUAUGGAACUCAGACCACCACAUAGCAGGUUAAACCUGGAACCUGGCUAACGGUUCACAACGACUGGAGCGUUGCCGUACAGUUCCAUGAUUGGUGAGAAUUAGGGUAGAUUUAUAGGACUAUUGUUCAACCCCUAUUUACAUUUUUUACCCACCUUCCAAUAUUAUAUGGAUUGAAUUUGAAUAUGAUAACUUUCAGGAUGAAUCAAACCCCUGUAUUUAUAUUUUUUGCGUAAUAUAUUUCUUGCGUAAAUGAUCUCAAAACCAGUUUUAUUUCAUGAAUCUUACAUACUAUCCUAACCCUAAAAUGUCCCUAAAUAAUCCUACAAAAUCAGAGUAUCUACGGAGACGAAUAUGCAUAGAUGGCAUUCUUUCAUUGAUCCCUAUUUUCUGAACCCAUUCUCCCCCAAAAUGUUGUGUGUGUUGACAAAAGUCAAAUUAAAAGGUAUACCGUAUUUAAAGGGAUGGCUUAAAAUAAAUGUACUGAAAUCCCUACUGAAUGAAAACUCCAAAAUCUGUUGGCCAGCAAGUGGGAUGGUUUUCAGCAGUUCAAUUCCAUUUAUUCAGCAUGGAAAAUGGAACCACGCCUGCAAAACCUGUUAUGUACCUUCAUAAGGUAAGUCUCAAUACAAACUACUGAGAAGUGCAUAAGACAUUUCCCAAGUCCCAAUCAGGCACUUUAUGAACACAGGUGAGAACGUGAGGUUCAAAACUCAUAUCCCCCCCCAAGACAUGUGUUUGUAUGGUCUUUAUUCUAUACAAGACAUGUGUUUUGUAUGGUCUUUAUUCUAUACAAGACAUGUGUUUUGUAUGGUCUUUAUUCUGUACAAGACAUGUGUUUUGUAUGGUCUUUAUUCUAUACAAGACAUGUGUUUUGUAUGGUCUUUAUUCUGUACAAGACGUGUUUUGUAUGGUCUUUAUUCUAUACAAGAGCGAGGUAAUGUUGAUUACCAUCACUGUGUAGCAUGCAUACAUCUGCAUUCAGUGCAUAGUAAGUAAUGCCUAACUUGGCUCACUCGUACUAUAUGGUAUCACACUCAGAUACACAUAUCAGCGGCGCCAUCUAUUGGCUUGGCAACAUCUCAUAACGUCUUCCUUCACACAACAAAUGAAGAUAACUCCUCCUCAUAGACUCAUAAAGAGGAGAACUGGGGUUAGAUCCUUGCCAGUGAAAACAUUACACUGUUAACAAAAACAUAACUGUGUUCUUAUUUAAAGUACUUUCAACUUUAAAGUCAAUAAGUAGGCUUCCCUCUUACAAAAAAAUAAAAUUCUCUAUAUAUAGAAUCUUUUAGAUUAAACAACAGUCUCUGGAGUAUCUCACAGGCAGCCUGAUAUUUGCCCUGGUGCUGGUGUGUCUCACAGGCAGCCUGAUAUUUGCCCUGGUGCUGGUGUGUCUCAAGUACACUACCAUUCAAAAGUUUGGGGUCACUUAGAAAUGUCCUUGUUUUCGAAAGAAGGGCAAACAUUUUUGUCCAUUAAAAUAAUAUAAAAUUUAUCAGAAAUACAGCAUAGACAUUGUUAAUGUUGUAAAUGACUAUUGUAGCUGGAAACUGGAAUGGAAUAUCUACAUAGGCGUACAGAGGCCCGUUAUCAGCAACCAUCACUCCUGUGUUCCAAUGGCAUGUUGUGUUAGCUAAUCCAAGUUUAUAAUUUCAAAAGGCUAAUUGAUCAUUAGAAAACCCUUUUGCAAUUAUGUUAGCACAGCUGAAAACUGUUGUUCUGAUUUUAAAGAAGCAAUAAAACUGUCCUUCUUUAGACUAGUUGAGUAUCUGGAGCAUCAGCAUUUGUGGGUUCGAUUACAGGCUCAAAAUGAUGACCUCAGCGGAUGUGGUGCUUGGGGUGUCGACGUGAUGUAACACAUGGCUGUGGUUCACAUGUAGGCUGAGCUGUUCACACGUGUCAGGUGACAGCAGAGGAAGCUGGGAUGUCUCCAUGACCUGACAUUUGAUAUGAAACAUUUUUUCCAUCAUGAUCUGCUUUGAGAUUACAUUCUCCUGUUGGCUUUAUCAGUGUGCCGUCAUAAAGCUUGAAUGUAGCUUUGCUGGGUUGGAGAACUGGAUUGUCGUCUUGCAUGACUCGCUGUACAGUAGGUCUCCAUAGCUUAUGACAUUCACUUUUGAUCCUGUGUCUAGUUGACAUUUAAUUGUAUGGCUGGGGUCAUAUGUCAAUGGCUCAUCACUGAGUGGAGCUAGCUUAAGGUUAAUAAAAUAAAAAAAUGUUUUGCCUGGUCUCUCACAGAAUUAACCUGUGAGAUGUAUCACAUUAUUGUUCAACCUUCUAUUGCAUCUGUUGUUUGGUCAUCUGACUCAUUGUCUUCCUCUACAUCAGUGGUUCCCAAACGUUUUAUAGUCCCGUAACCCUUCAAACAUUCAACCUCCAGCUGCGUACCCCCUCUAGCACCAGAGUCAGUGCACUCUCAAAUGAUGUUUUUUGGCAUCAUUGUAAGCCUGCCUCGCACACACUAUACGAUACGUUUGUGUGAGUUUUUGAGUGUGAGUUUUUGUCACAACCCGGCUCGUGAGAAGUGACAAAGAGCUCUUAUAGGACCAGAGCAUAAAUAAUAAUAAUAAUCAAUCAUUUUGCCCUUUAUUUAACCCUCUUACAUAUAAAACCUUAUUUGUUCAUCGAACAUUGUGAAUAUCUCACCACAGGUUAAUGAGAAGGGUGUGCUUGAAAGGAUGCACAUAACUCUGAAAUAUUGGGUUGUAUUGGAGAGAGUCUCAGUCUUAAAUCAUUUCCCACACACUGUCUGUGCCUGUAUUUCGUUUUCAUGCUAGUGAGGGCUGAGAAUCCACUCUCAAAGGGCAACAGUGUCUUAACAGCGCGAUUUGCUAAGGCAAGAAACUCUGAGCGCAGCCCAAUCCAGGAAAAUGGCAGUGGCUUCUGAUUAAAUUACAUUUUCACAGAACCGCUUGUUGCAAUUUUGAUGAGGCUCUCUUGUUCAGAUAUCGGUAAGUGGACUGGAGGCAGGGCAUGAAAGGGAUUAUGAAUCCCGUUGAUUGUAUCGUCCGUUUCGGGAAAGUACCUGCGUAAUUGCGCACCCAACUCACUCAGGUUCUUUCCUAUAUCACAUUUGACAUUGUCGGUAAGCUUGAGUUCAUUUGCACAUAAAAUAUCAUACAAUGAUGGAAAGACCUGUGUGUUGUCCUUGUUAAUGCAGACAAAAAAGAGCUCCAACUUCUUAAUCAUAGCCUCAAUUUUGUCCCACACGUUGAAUAUAGUUGCGGAGAGUCCCUGUAAUCCUAGAUUCCGAUCAUUCAGGUGAGAAAAAACAUCAGCCAGAUAGGCCAGUCGUGUGAGAAACUCAUCAUACAAGCGGUCAGACAAGUGAAAAUUAUGGUCAGUAAAGAAAACUUUAAUCUUGUCUCUCAAUUAAAAAGAAAUGUGUUAAUACUUUGACCCUUGAUAACCAGCACACUUCUGUGAAGCUGGAGACUCAUAUCUCCCUCACUUGCUUUAUGCACCAGCUGUCAGAGCAGCUCACAGAUCACUGCACCUGUACAUAGCCCAUCCAACUACCUCAUCCCCAUACUGUAUUUAUUUAUUUAUCUUGCUCCUUGGCACCCCAGUAUCUCUACUUGUACAUUCAUCUUCUGCACAUAUAUCACUCCAGUGUUUAUUUUGCUAUAUUGUAGUUACUUCGCCACUACGACCUAUUUAUUGCCUUACCUCCCUUAUCUUACCUCAUUUGCACACACUGUAUAUAGACUUUUUCUACUGUAUUAUUGACUGUAUGUUUGUUUAUUCCAUGUGUAACUCUGUGUUGUUGAAUGUGUCUAACUACUUUGCUUUAUCUUGGCCAGGUCGAAGUUGUAAAUGAUAACUUGUUCUCAACUAGCCUACCUGGUAAAAUAAAGGUGAAAUAAAAUAUAAAAAAUGUUGUAAAAACGUUA
Salvelinus fontinalis (brook trout) is the source of this 8031-nucleotide messenger RNA. Its product is annotated as thyrotropin receptor-like. NCBI's taxonomy places the organism in Eukaryota, Metazoa, Chordata, Actinopteri, Salmoniformes, Salmonidae. Gene Ontology annotation, molecular function: thyroid-stimulating hormone receptor activity. The transcript has 11 exons. Gene Ontology annotation, cellular component: membrane. The record is from RefSeq and is a predicted model, not a curated record. Bases 158 to 2626 code for a protein of 822 amino acids. Gene Ontology annotation, biological process: G protein-coupled receptor signaling pathway.